AUGAAGCUAAUUAACUUAACGGUAGCUCUUAUUUCUGCCGUUGCUUCUGCAUAUGCAGAUUUUCCCACUCUUGGAGGCAAUGCUAGUGCAUGUGCACCAACAGGAACUGGGGCCCUAGGGUUUAAUGCCAAAUUUUAUACUUACACUUAUGACGACGAUACCUCACUGAGAGAGAUCUCUUGGUACCAAGAAGGAUACAAGACUGAGGUAUUCCAACAGAUGUCUGGUAUCACAGAUAUAUAUCUUUUUAGCGAUGCCAGCAGUGAUCCUCAGGCAACCAUGUUGGUCUACGGCACUCCAGUGCCUCAAAACUUUGCAUUAGAACUCACUGGGUACUAUUUGGCCACCGAAACUGGAAGUCACGACAUCGAGUUAGUGGUUGACGAUGGUGCAAUGGUGACGUUUGGAGAUGGGCAAGCAUUUGAAUGUUGUAAUACUGGAAACAAGGAUCCUACGGCAGGGUAUAGUUUGUACGCACAUUGGCCAUCGUGGAGUGGAGAGCCUGGUAAAACGAUUGUCUCGUAUCGUCUUACUGAAGGUUAUUACUAUCCAAUUAAGAUUGUCUACGUUAAUAUGGCUGGUCCUGCAGAAUUAAAGCUUUCUGUUAAGACUCCCAGUGGCCAAAAGAUAACGAAUUUUGAAAAUGUGUAUUCGUUUGUCAAUGCCCCGCAACCAUGUCCUGCUCGAAUUGUUACGACUACUAUCCCAUGGACCAACACAUUCACCCUGACCCUGACGAUAAAGGGUAGUGGAUCAGUUACCACCGACACUAUAGAGAUUUUAACUCCACUGCGAGCAACUACUACUACUGAUUCAUGGACUGGAACUUACACCUCCACGAGAACAGUUACUCCAUCAGAUUCGGAUGGUACUACCACUAUUGAGAUCUACACUCCACCACACGUAACCACAACAACUGACUCAUGGACUGGAACUUACACCUCAACGAGAACAGUUACUCCAUCAGAUUCGGAUGGUACUACCACUAUUGAGAUCUACACUCCACCACACGUAACCACAACAACUGACUCAUGGACUGGAACUUACACCUCAACGAGAACAGUUACCCCAUCCAACUCCGAUGGUACUACCACUAUUGAGAUCUACACUCCACCACACGUAACCACAACAACUGAUUCGUGGACUGGAACUUACACCUCAACGAGAACAGUUACUCCAUCCAACUCCGAUGGUACUACCACUAUUGAGAUCUACACUCCACCACACUCCACCACAAAAACUGCUUCGUGGACUGGAACUUACACCUCAACGAGAACAGUUACUCCAUCAGAUUCGGAUGGUACUACCACUAUUGAGAUCUACACUCCACCACACGUAACCACAACAACUGACUCAUGGACUGGAACUUACACCUCAACGAGAACAGUUACUCCAUCAGAUUCGGAUGGUACUACCACUAUUGAGAUCUACACUCCACCACACGUAACCACAACAACUGACUCAUGGACUGGAACUUACACCUCAACGAGAACAGUUACCCCAUCCAACUCCGAUGGUACUACCACUAUUGAGAUCUACACUCCACCACACUCCACCACAAAAACUGACUCGUGGACUGGAACUUACACCUCAACGAGAACAGUUACUCCAUCAGAUUCGGAUGGUACUACCACUAUUGAGAUCUACACUCCACCACACGUAACCACAACAACUGACUCAUGGACUGGAACUUACACCUCAACGAGAACAGUUACUCCAUCCAACUCCGAUGGUACUACCACUAUUGAGAUCUACACUCCACCACACGUAACCACAACAACUGACUCAUGGACUGGAACUUACACCUCAACGAGAACAGUUACUCCAUCAGAUUCGGAUGGUACUACCACUAUUGAGAUCUACACUCCACCACACGUAACCACAACAACUGACUCAUGGACUGGAACUUACACCUCAACGAGAACAGUUACUCCAUCCAACUCCGAUGGUACUACCACUAUUGAGAUCUACACUCCACCACACGUAACCACAACAACUGACUCAUGGACUGGAACUUACACCUCAACGAGAACAGUUACUCCAUCAGAUUCGGAUGGUACUACCACUAUUGAGAUCUACACUCCACCACACUCCACCACAAAAACUGCUUCGUGGACUGGAACUUACACCUCAACGAGAACAGUUACCCCAUCCAACUCGGAUGGUACCACCACCAUUGAGAUCUACACCCCAACAUCUAUCUCAAUAACUGCGUCUGCGUCUGUUAGUACUUCAUCUGUGGUAUCUUCAAAAACGGAACCUUCUUCUGCUGACUCAAGUAGUCAAAGUUGGACCUUCUCUUGGCAUAACUCAACGUACCCGACAGUUACAGCAUCCAGUAGUGUUUUAUCAAGUUCAUCAAAUUCAAUUCCUGUUGAAACAGCCUCAGUUACUGAAACAUUAUCUGCUGGAAGUUCAUCCAUCCCGACUUCGGAUGUUGUGGAGUCUUCAUCCAUUGAGUCUUCAGCUACUCUUACUUCAGUCAUUGAAUCAUCUUCUGUGAAAUCUUCAGAAUCUUCUAUCUCCACUAUUACCGAUAUUUCAACCACUGUAAUAACAGUUACAUCUUGUGAUGAUAAUAAAUGUACAGAGAUACCCGUAACUACUGGGCAGACAAUUGUUACCGUAACCGAUAAUGAUUCCGUCACUUCAUACACAACAUAUUGUCCGAUCCCAUCGAAAACUGGUUCCAAUCAUGAAACUACUUCAACUAAACAAUUGACUACAGUUGUGACAGUGACAUCUUGCGAUGAUCAAAAAUGCAAUGAAGUUCCCGUAACUACGGGCCUCACAAUUGUUACUGUGACAGUCGAUAAUGUUGUAACGUCUUAUACAACCUUCUGUCCUCUUACUGAGAAUGAGACCAAUCCAUUGACUUCAAUCCCAGCCGUCACUACUUUACCCCAUUCUAUCAUUCCCACGAUAGUUCCAUCAGGUGCUCAAACUGAAGACCAACUAGUAUGGGAACACCUGUCGAUUAUCUGUACUGAGGGAGAAUGCAAUUCAGGUCAGAAGUCAAACUCUCAAGAAUUUUCCUCUUCUCCUGUUACCACUGGCUUAUCUUUGACGACCGACUUUUCGUCACAGACUACAUCACCGGUUACAAGUUCUAAUCCUACACCUACUAUCACAACCGGUGGAUCUGCUACCAAUAGAUUACCAUUUGUGACAAUUAUGGCUUCAGCAUUUCUUACCUUUAUUUUGAUAUAG
[Candida] anglica is the source of this 3210-nucleotide messenger RNA. The record is from the annotation of a GenBank genome assembly. NCBI's taxonomy places the organism in Eukaryota, Fungi, Ascomycota, Pichiomycetes, Serinales, Debaryomycetaceae.